This is a messenger RNA of Xiphias gladius (swordfish), 1674 nucleotides long. It is a transcript of the gene rfc3, whose product is annotated as replication factor C (activator 1) 3. Bases 318 to 1388 code for a protein of 356 amino acids. Gene Ontology annotation, cellular component: DNA replication factor C complex; nucleus. The transcript has 9 exons. Gene Ontology annotation, biological process: DNA repair; DNA-templated DNA replication. Lineage: Eukaryota; Metazoa; Chordata; Actinopteri; Istiophoriformes; Xiphiidae. The record is from RefSeq and is a predicted model, not a curated record. Gene Ontology annotation, molecular function: DNA clamp loader activity; ATP hydrolysis activity; DNA binding.
CUGCACGGAGGCCUGGUGUUAAGCUCGUUGCCGAUUUAUUUUUCUGGCAAUCAACUAAUCGAUUAAUCAACGAGCAAUUUCAGGUCCGAAGUACUGGUUUUUCAACGCAAGCAACGCCAAACAACGUCGCUCGGCCAGUAGGCGCCCGACAACAAAACGCUGCCAACACUUUUUGGCCCCUUCGCCUCUCCGUAGCUCGGGAACAAACACCGGCGCGGUUUGUGUGUGCGUCUGUGAGUGAGUUUUCGCGGGAGAGUAGCAGCUUGUCUUUCCCGCUGUCGAGACGGACGAUAACAGCCCCUAAAUCCCAUAACGCCAUGAGUUUGUGGGUGGACAAGUAUCGACCGACUUCCCUCGGGAAACUCGACUACCACAAGGAGCAGGCGGCUCAGCUGAGAAACCUGGUUCAGUGCGGCGACUUCCCACACUUGCUGGUGUACGGUCCAUCCGGUGCGGGGAAGAAGACCCGCAUCAUGUGUCUGCUGAGGGAGCUGUAUGGAGCCGGUGUGGAGAAGCUUCGCAUAGAGCACCAGACCGUCGUGGCGCCUUCAAAGAAGAAAAUAGAGAUCAACACAAUAGCCAGCAACUAUCACUUGGAAGUCAAUCCAAGUGAUGCAGGAAACCAGGACCGUGUGGUGGUUCAAGAGCUAAUUAAGACCGUGGCUCAGUCUCAGCAGAUCCAAUCCAGCAGCCAGAGAGAGUUUAAAGUGGUGCUGCUAACAGAGGUGGACAGACUCACGAAGGAUGCCCAGCAUGCUUUGCGCCGGACAAUGGAAAAGUACAUGGCCACCUGCCGGCUUAUCCUCUGCUGUACCUCCACCUCCAAAGUCAUUGGGCCAAUUCGGAGCCGUUGUCUGGCCAUCAGAAUUCCUCUACCAAGCACGGAAGAGGUCUGUAAUGUUCUGACAUCAGUCUGUAAAAAAGAGGGUUUGCUCCUCCCACCCGAGCUGGCCAAGCAAAUCAGUGAGAAGUCUGCUCGCAACCUCCGCAAAGCUCUUUUGAUGUGCGAGGCCUGCAGAGUGCAGCAGUAUCCAUUCUCGGCGGACCAAGACGUCCCAGAGGCAGACUGGGAGGUGUACCUCAGAGAAACAGCCAAUGCCAUUGUCAGCCAGCAGAGCCCUCAGAGGUUGUUGGAGGUUCGAGCCAGGUUGUACGAGCUGCUGACUCACUGCAUCCCUCCUGAGAUCAUUAUGAAGGGACUGGUGACAGAGUUGUUGAGUAACUGCGAUGGCCAGCUGAAGACAGAGGUGGCCCACAUGGCCGCUUACUACGAACACAGGUUGCAGCUGGGCAGCAAAGCUAUCUACCACCUAGAGGCCUUCAUUGCCAAGUUCAUGGCCAUCUACAAGAAGUUCAUGGAAGAUGGUCUGGAUGCCAUGAUGUUUUGACUCUGAAUGGACUUAAAUACUGUUACUUUUCUUGACAGGAGUUCAACAGCCCUCGUUUAUUUCCUGAUCUCUUACGAGACUAUCAGUGGAUUUGUUUCUGUGACCCAGAAUGAAUCUUGAUAGUCUUUGCAGUUUGUGGGUUUAUGCCAUGGAUUGUUGCCCAAAAUCUCAGCACUGUACACAGUUUGUAAACCUUGAACUGUCACUCUGGGGGGGUAAAAUACAUAAUCCAAACAAAGCAGCUUUGAUAGCAGCUAUAGCAGGCAUUGAUUUGUAUUUAUAAAAA